AUGGCUGCGCGACUCAACCCCGUAGUACACGUAUACGAAACUGACGGCGGCAGAGGCCCCGCCAGAUGCGGAGCCCGAGCGGGGCAACUGGACGGGCCGGUUCGACUUCCUACUGUCACUGCUAGGCUACAGCGUCGGGCUCGGCAACGUGUGGCGCUUCCCCUACCUCUGCUACAACAACGGGGAGGUGCAUUCCUAAUCCCGUUUACAGUGAUGCUUAUCAUAGCGGGUCUCCCGCUUAUGUUCAUGGAACUGUCCUUUGGGCAGUAUGCCGCCCUGGGCCCUGUAGCCGUCUAUAACAGGUUCUGCCCACUUUUUCGUGGCCUUGGCUAUGGCAUGGUCAUCGUCUCGAGCAUAGUAAUGCUGUACUACAAUCUCAUCAUCGCCUGGACUAUAUACUACAUGUUUGUCUCGUUCAAGAGCAUUUUCUAUCACCUGCCGUGGCAAAAUUGUGAUGCGGAGUGGAGUACCGAACAUUGCUAUUCGUAUGAGGAAGCCGACCUGUGUGAAACACAGAAUGGAACGUAUUAUCUCAGAGAAUGUUACAACCAGACAUACUCCGCCGCCCAUAAUAUCAGUGCAUUAGCAGACGUGGCCCUGCGGCGACCCCCAGCAGAGGAGUACUUUACUAAUAAGGUGCUCGGGCUCUCAUCGGGGAUAGAAGAGACAGGCCAUAUAAGAUUGGACAUGGCUGCUUGCUUAUUAGCUGCUUGGGUCAUUGUUUUCCUUUGCUUAUGUAAAGGCGUGCAAUCAUCUGGAAAGGUGGUAUAUUUCACUGCGUUGUUUCCGUACGUUGUGCUGGUGAUUCUGUUCUUCCGUGGAGUGACGUUGCCAGGCGCUUGGCACGGCAUUAAAUUCUAUCUCACCCCGGAUUUCACCCGACUAGCUAACGCUCAAGUGUGGGGUGACGCUGCAGUGCAAAUAUUCUUCGCCCUUAGCCCGGCAUGGGGUGGUCUCAUUACUUUAUCGUCUUAUAAUAAAUUCUCAAACAACUGCUACACUGACUCGUUGAUAGUCGCGGCCUCCAACAUAGGAACAUCAUUUUUCGCCGGACUAGUAAUUUUCUCCGUGAUCGGAUUUCUUGCGCACGAGCUGGAAGUAGAAGUGGACAAAGUCGUUGACCAGGGAGCUGGCCUGGCAUUCAUUGUGUACCCUGAAGUAGUGACAAGGUUGCCAGUCUCGCCACUUUGGUCUAUCCUCUUCUUUGUGAUGUUGCUGACUCUUGGACUCGAUUCUCAGUUUGCGCUUAUGGAGACCGUAACGACCGCCAUCUUGGAUAGAUUUCCUAACUUAAGACAAAAGAAAAUCUGGGUUGUACUGACAGUUGCUGUGGGCGGCUAUUUGGGAGGACUAAUCUUCACUACUAACAGUGGGAUGUACUGGCUGCAGCUGAUGGACAAGUACGCGGCCAACUGGUCAGUGCUGAUUAUCGCCAUCGGCGAGUGCAUCCUGAUCGCAUGGAUCUACGGCGCCGAGAAGUUCUGCCGAGACAUCCAGCGCAUGAUCGGGAAACAGUCUCGGCUGUGGGUCAUCUUCUGGAGCUCCAUGUGGCGGUGUAUCACGCCGGCUGCUUUGGUGUUCAUCCUCGUGUUCAACUGGAUCGAAUACAAGCCCGCGUCGUACGGCCACUACGUGUACCCGAUGUGGGCGGACGCCAUCGGUUGGACGCUGGGCGUGCUGCCAGUGGUUGUCUUCGUCAUCAUGGCUAUCGACAAGAUUUGCAGUGGCCCUGACGACCUCACUAUUAUGGAGAAAGCUCGCGUACUCGCCCGUCCGACCGACGAAUGGGGUCCGCCAGUCAGUGCAGGGGCAUGCACUAUCGCGCGACGCUCCGAGCCUGAACUGUCGCCGCCGGUGCUGCUGUUGCACGGCCGGCCCGUGCUGCGCGACCGCGGCGCUUGACCCCUGCACGCACACCCUCUGAUCGCCAUGCGCAAGGCGUCCCAGGACGGCGGCGAUAACACAUCAAUAACUAGUGGCAUUGAAAAUGAGAUCAAAAAAUGUGGUCAAGGUAUUUUAAAAUCCAC
Leguminivora glycinivorella is the source of this 2027-nucleotide messenger RNA. Its product is annotated as sodium- and chloride-dependent glycine transporter 1-like. Gene Ontology annotation, cellular component: membrane. The transcript is spliced from 13 exons. Bases 1 to 1902 code for a protein of 633 amino acids. Lineage: Eukaryota; Metazoa; Arthropoda; Insecta; Lepidoptera; Tortricidae. The record is from RefSeq and is a predicted model, not a curated record. Gene Ontology annotation, biological process: sodium ion transmembrane transport.